ACACCCGAAGCUUCUUCCUCCUCUCUCUCUCUCCGCCUUCGCGCGGGUCGUCGACGUCGCCGCCCCCGCCGCGCCAGAUCCCACCCCUCCCGAGCCACCGCGGGACUCUCCUCUCCCUCUCUGUGUCUCACCGAUGCGGGCGCCGGAGAUGCUCCGGUGGCUCGCCGCGGCGGCGGCGCUCGUGGCCCUGCUCGCCGCCUCGCCUGCCGCCGGGUUCUACCUGCCCGGCGUCGCGCCCACCGACUUUGCGAAGGGGGACUCACUUCCUGUGAAGGUGAAUAAGCUUACAUCAGUAAAAACUCAACUCCCCUAUGCGUAUUACUCCCUUCCUUUCUGCAAGCCAGAAAUCGUUGUUGACAGUGCUGAGAAUCUCGGUGAGGUUCUUCGUGGUGAUCGCAUUGAGAACUCUCCAUAUGUGUUUCAAAUGAGAGAGCCCAAGAUGUGCCAGAUUGUCUGCAAACCACCUGUUGGUGAGAAAGAAGCAAAGGAGCUGAAAGAAAAGAUAGAGGAUGAAUAUCGCGUGAACAUGAUUCUUGACAAUCUCCCACUAGUUGUUCCUGUUAUAAGGCAAGAUAGGAACAUUAUUGCUUACCAAGGUGGCUAUCAUAUUGGUGUCAAGGGCCAAUACGCCGGAAGCAAGGAAGAGAAGCACUUCAUUCACAACCAUUUGUCCUUUUUAGUGAAGUUCCACAAGGAUGAUGAUUCAGAACUCUCUAGAAUAGUGGGAUUCGAGGUCAAGCCAUACAGUGUUAAGCAUCAACUUGACGAUAAAUGGGAUGGAGUAAACACUCGCCUGAGCACUUGUGAUCCUCAUGCUAACAAGCUUGUAACAAGUUCAGAUUCUCCUCAGGAGGUCGUAGCUGGUCAAGAAAUCAUAUUCACCUAUGAUGUUCGCUUUGAGGAGAGUGACAUUAAGUGGGCUUCCCGUUGGGACACCUAUCUGUUGAUGACUGAUGAUCAGAUUCACUGGUUUUCUAUCGUCAACUCUCUCAUGAUCGUGCUUUUCCUGUCUGGUAUGGUUGCCAUGAUAAUGCUUCGCACUCUAUAUAGAGAUAUAUCUAGAUACAACCAACUUGAAACGCAAGAAGAAGCGCAAGAGGAAACUGGCUGGAAGCUUGUUCAUGGAGAUGUGUUCCGGCCCCCAACCAACUCUGAUUUACUUUGUGUUUAUGUUGGUACUGGUAUCCAAUUCUUUGGCAUGCUGCUGGUUACAAUGAUUUUUGCGGUUCUGGGUUUCCUUUCUCCAUCAAAUCGGGGAGGAUUGAUGACCGCGAUGCUUCUUGUCUGGGUCUUGAUGGGGUUGCUUGCUGGUUAUGCUUCUUCACGCCUCUACAAGAUGUUCAAGGGUUCAGAGUGGAAGAAAAUAACUAUGCGCACGGCCGUCUUGUUUCCAGGGAUUGCUUUUGUUAUUUUCUUCAUAUUGAAUGCUCUUAUUUGGGGGGAGAAGUCAUCUGGUGCUGUUCCUUUCACCACUAUGUCCGCCUUGGUCCUCCUUUGGUUUGGUAUCUCAGUGCCCCUUGUGUUUGUUGGGAGCUAUCUUGGGUUCAAGAAACCUGCUUUGGAGCAUCCAGUAAAAACCAACAAGAUUCCAAGGCAGAUCCCUGAGCAAGCUUGGUACAUGAAUCCAAUCUUCACUAUUCUAAUUGGUGGCAUUCUACCAUUUGGUGCUGUUUUCAUUGAGCUAUUCUUCAUCCUGACAUCAAUCUGGCUUCACCAAUUCUACUAUAUCUUUGGCUUCCUCUUCCUCGUAUUUGUUAUCCUCAUCAUCACCUGUGCCGAAAUUACAAUCGUGCUCUGCUAUUUCCAACUGUGCAGCGAGGACUACAUGUGGUGGUGGAGAUCUUACCUCACCUCAGGAUCCUCUGCACUUUAUCUCUUCUUAUAUGCUGCUUUCUACUUCUUCACGAAGCUGCAGAUUACUAAGCUGGUGUCUGGUAUCUUGUACUUUGGAUACAUGCUGCUUGCCUCGUUGGCUUUCUUCGUGCUCACUGGCACUAUUGGUUUCUGCGCUUGCUUCUGGUUCACGAGGUUGAUUUAUUCGUCUGUGAAGAUUGAUUAGUUGCAACACUACAGAACACAGCAUAUGUUUUUAAGCUUUGGAGUCAUGGGAAUCGUAUGUUUAAUAUGAAGUGGGGAUCAAUCCCCUGGUUUUUUCAGCUUUUCAGUAAAGUUACAUUUUAGGUUUUACCUUAUGAACAAUUUAUGCUUGUUAUUAUGGCUAAACGAUACAUCUUAGUAAUUUGGAGUACAAGAUUAAAGAGUAGAACACAUUGUGAUGAGUUGUUUUUUUCUUUUUGUGGACCGUGGUACAUGAAUUCAAUUGAUUACGAAUUGCCUGUACUCCAGUUAAUGGAAUGAGUAUGAUCUUGAUGUAACAAUUCAGUCGGUGUUAUAGAAUGAGAAUGAGAUGCCCUUUUUGCUU
This is a messenger RNA of Oryza brachyantha (malo sina), 2422 nucleotides long. RefSeq names its product transmembrane 9 superfamily member 9. Gene Ontology annotation, cellular component: membrane. Bases 134 to 2059 code for a protein of 641 amino acids. The record is from RefSeq and is a predicted model, not a curated record. The transcript is spliced from 7 exons. Gene Ontology annotation, biological process: protein localization to membrane. NCBI's taxonomy places the organism in Eukaryota, Viridiplantae, Streptophyta, Magnoliopsida, Poales, Poaceae.